GAUGCAAUGGGUUGAAUUCAUGAAAUCGGCAACUGAAAUUCCUCUGCUUGCUGCUAGCUGAAAGCGUCAAGUGCCAUCACGACGUUCGGAGUCUUGUUCGGAGUCUUGUUCGCAUCAUGGCGUUGCGCAGAGUGGGUUUUCUGCUGACCUUUUUGGUCACUGAGGGCUCAAUGCGGAACGAUGACUUCCCCUUCUACGAUCUGGGAACCGUGCCAGCAUGGCGUGACUUGGGCUCUCUUCGUGGGACCCAGUCACCACAUCAGUUCAAUAGGGAAAAGUACCACAAGCAGUUGAAGGAACUGGAUAUCGAACAUUUGUACGAGUCCAUUUCCAAGUUGAUGAAAGACUCCAAGGCAUUUUGGCCUGCUGAUGGUCCUCAAGAUGGUGACGUUGCCAGCUACGCUGGCCUCUUUGAAAGGUUGGCAUGGCAUUGCUCUGGCACCUUGCGUGUGGUGAAUGGCACAGCAACUGGUGGCUGUGAGGGAGCAAGACAACGUCAUUGGCCAGAGAACGAAUGGCGAGACAAUACCAAUCUGGACAAAGCUCGUGGUUUGCUUGGCCAAGUGAAGCACGAGUUUGGGUCCCAGAUCUCCUGGAGCGAUCUCAUCACAUUUGCAGGUACAACUGCCAUCAAAGCCAGUGGAGGGCCAGCAAAGAAAUUUUGCUUCGGUCGAAUUGAUGAUGUCGAUGGCAAGAGAUCCAUUCCACUUGGAGUGGAGGGAGUCAAAGAAUGCCGUGGCAACAAGUUCUGCAAAUCGAACUUUGAGUGUCCCAUCGCAUUCCGCUGGCCAGAACAAGACGAAGAUGACCAUUCUCAAUGCAACUUGACACAGCCAGAUCAUAGACUCCAGGCAAGCCAUUCGGUGGGUUUGAUCUAUGUCUACCCAGAAGGGCCAAAACUCAAAUCCUCUGCCAAGGGAUUCGUUGAAAAGCAGGUGCACAAUCGUUCCCCCCAGUUAAGCGCAUUGGAAGUACGAGAUACUUUCAAGGAGCGCAUGGGUUGGACAGACCGAGAAACUGUUGCUUUGAUUGGCGGGGGGCACACCCUGGGAAGAACUCAUGGCAACUGCAACCUGACUGGCACCAAAUGGGCCUCCCACCCUUACAACGAUGUGGGGCCUUUCUUUGAGGCCCAAGCAGGUUCGCUGAGGGGUCCAACUGAUGGCACCUGUGGCAAGGGAGCUUCAGCUGGCUUGGCUCAGAACACCGUUUCCUCUGGCUUUGAGGGGCCCUGGGCCAGGACUCCAUCGCAGUGGAACUAUGACUUCUUUGAUGCCAUGCUGGCUGAGGACUGGGAGCCGGUGAAGAGCCCUUUCGGUGCAGACCAAUGGCGCACCAAAAACCGACUGAGUCCUUAUGCAUCGACCAUGCGCCUGACAGCAGACCUAUCUCUAAUCAAUGAUGCAGAAUAUGCGGCCAUUGUGAAAGAAUAUGCUACAGACCAUGCAAAGUUUGAUUCAGACUUUGCAGAUGCCUGGUACAAAUUGGUGCAUCGUUCUGAAGACAACCCAUAUGAGAAUGACCUGGAGCGCAAAUUCGGUAUUUGCACCCAUUUUGAGUUUGUCAAGUGAGAUCAAGUGAGGCUCAAACAUCAUGUACAGACCCAGACCAGGGUAUCCUAGUCCUUGAUCAAUAUCUUUCAAGAAUCCAAUGGAUGAACAGUGGUAAAGUAUACAAUUGUCCGUUGUUUUCUUCGCUCAUGUGAAGGUGUCACCUGACGCUAGGCCGCUGGGUUGGACAUUUAAUUCUCAGAUGUAUAGGAACUUUCCGCUUGAAGGGGCGUGAAAGAGUCAAGUUCAACACCAUUUGUGUGUGGUCACCUCAUGCAGAGGGCUCCAAAA
This is a messenger RNA of Cladocopium goreaui, 1841 nucleotides long. Lineage: Eukaryota; Dinophyceae; Suessiales; Symbiodiniaceae. The record is from the annotation of a GenBank genome assembly.